AUGAAGACCCCUUUCAGCGUUCUCCUCCUCGCCUCUGUUCUUUGUUUUGGACCAGCUCUAGCUGUUAUCACCAUAGAUAACUGGAGUUACGCAGGAGCUGGUGACACAGAUCAAGAGUUUUGGAAAGACAUCCCCGGAUCAUUCUGUGGUGAUUCCUCGCAGUCGCCUAUCAACAUCGACACAAAAAAGACCAGCGAUAUCGGACUGGCUCCAUUCAAUCUUCAGUCGUACGACACCACCAAGCCUGUCACAAUCGAAAAUAAUGGUCAUGCAUUGGAAGUUGUAUUAUCUAACGGCGCUGGAGAGGGUCAGUACGAUAUUACCGGUGGUGGGCUGAACGGGACAUUCAGAGCUGUCCAGUUCCACUUCCAUUUCGGUUCUAACGACAUGAAGGGAUCAGAACACACGGUCGAUGGAAAACGCUAUCCCGCUGACAUGCACAUCGUUCAUUACGAUACAGCAUACGGUAGUGUCAACGAAGCUAUAAAGAAAAAAGGAGGUAUCGCAGUACUCGGAUUUUUCUUAGAGAUAUCUAAUCUCCUCUCAAUUUUGUCUUUAUCAGAUACGCAUCAAGAGAUGGAAAAUUUCACACUUUCUGACUUGCUACCAUCAUCGCUUGAUAAAUUCUGGCGAUAUGACGGUUCGCUGACUACCCCUCUAUGCAACGAAGUCGUGACCUGGACUCUCUUUGAAGACACCAUCGAAAUUUCAAAUAAUCAGGUAAUAAUCGGUCACAAAUUCCAUUACGAACGGCUACGAACGCCGUACAAACGAUUUUCAGACAAUGAAAAUUUGGGAAGAUGGAAAAACAGGGAGAUUCGUACGAACCUUUGUGACCGUAGCAUUAGUGAUCAUGAUUAAAAUUAUAUCUGCAGUCGAGUGAAUAUUUAUGUUACAUUUAUGAUACAAUACUGGGAAUAUACAUUUAUUUAUGGAUGAUAUAGUAAAACUAUUUAAAUGACGUGUCAGAUGCAGUUGUCAUUUCUAACG
Molecule: messenger RNA, 990 nt
Organism: Strongylocentrotus purpuratus (purple sea urchin)
Lineage: Eukaryota; Metazoa; Echinodermata; Echinoidea; Camarodonta; Strongylocentrotidae
Product: carbonic anhydrase 2-like
Exons: 6
Coding region: 1-861 (286 amino acids)
Cellular component (GO): plasma membrane
Molecular function (GO): zinc ion binding; carbonate dehydratase activity
Source: RefSeq, a predicted model, not a curated record